UGUUAUCAAAUGAGACGCAUUCUUAUCAGGCGAGAGACUAUGAACUCAGUUGUCUAAGGGGCGGCUUGUGAAUUAGUUCCCUUAAUCAUGGCUUUCCACAGGCAUACAGGCGGGCCCAGCAGCUACACGGUGGGCACCAUGUCGGACCGCUUUGACUGCCACUACUGCCGCGACUCGCUGCACGGCAAGAAGUACGUGCAGAAGGACGGGCGCCACUGCUGCGUCAAGUGCUUCGAGAAGUUCUGUGCCAACACCUGCACCGAGUGCCGCAAGCCCAUCGGCGCCGACUCCAAGGAGCUGCACUUCAAGAACCGGUACUGGCACGACAGCUGCUUCCACUGCACCAAGUGCUACGCCUCGCUGGUCAAUGAGCCCUUCAUGCUGCGUGAGAACAACAAGGUCUGGUGCAGCAACUGCACCGCCAAGGACGAGGCCCCCCGCUGCAAGGGCUGCUACAAGCCCAUCAUCGCAGGUGACCAGAACGUGGAGUACAAGAAGAGCGUGUGGCACAAGGACUGCUUCACCUGCUACCAGUGCAAGACCGUGAUCGGCACCGGCAGCUUCUUCCCCAAGGGUGAUGACAUCUACUGCGUCUCCUGCCACGAGCACAAGUUUGCCAAGACCUGUGCCAAGUGCAAGAACCCCAUCACUUCCGGAGGCAUCACCUACCAGGAGCAGCCCUGGCACUCCGAGUGCUUCGUCUGCACCAGCUGCAAGAAGCCCAUUGGCGGGCGGCGCUUCACGGCCGUGGAGAACGACUUCUACUGCGUGGACUGCUACAAGGAGUGCGUCGCCAAGAAGUGCGCGGGCUGCCAAAGCCCCAUCACAGGCUUUGGACGGGGAUCCAGCGUGGUCAACUAUGAAGACCAGUCCUGGCAUGAUUAUUGCUUCAAGUGCAAGAAGUGCUCCCGCCCGCUGGCUAACCGCCGCUUUGUCUGCCAUAACCAGCAGAUUUACUGCCCCGAGUGUCCCCAUAGACUGUGAGGAGGCGCCUGCGCACUCCUGUCGAGCAGAGGGGAGGCCCUGCGCAUCCCAUGAGCGUCUCGGCAAAGGGGCAACGCUUGGUUUGAUUUUAAGCUCUGUGGUUAAUCUUACUGGGCUGCAAAACUAACUCUGCUUUCAUAUAAUGGUUAGAGCGACAGCUGACGGGGCCACCCUCAUGGCAGGGGUAGCCUUGGACAGCCGGGUCCUGAGUAUUCUGCGUGAUGAGUAGCAUAAAUGCCACGAAGCUGAUUUUUAACAUGUAGCUUAAGUUCAUGCUUGACACUUAAAUGAAGCGGUUUUGACGAGGGACAUUGCAUCUUCUGCCAAGAUUAUACACAAGCGUAUAUACAGUGCUUUAACUUACGCAUUUCUCCUAACAGUACUUAUCAGCUAUACUCCUAGCAGCAAGUGAAUGUUAGAUGCCUUUUCUUAUACUCUCAAUAAGCCUAAGCUUAGACCACACGAAACCUAAGUUACGGCAAGUGCAUGCUAUGGCUUUAUGGGCUGGCUAACGAGAUAAACACUGGUUCAGCUAGAGUUAGCGCUGGCAUGGUUUAGGGAAGCCAUGCUUACAUUGAGAAUGGCUAUUGGGGGGGGGGGGGGGGGGGAAGUUACUUAUCAGCUUUUCUACUUAACUUAACGCUGCUUUUCCCAGCUGGAUUGCUGAUUCCUUAGCCACACUUCUGCUGAAGCGUAACAUGCAGAAAAAGCGACCGCGCCUUUUCAGACAGGUCUCCUGUCACACCGUGGUCUUUUCGGAUCAGCUAAUAAAAAUUAGAUUUGUGCUCGUUUGGA
Molecule: messenger RNA, 1779 nt
Organism: Alligator mississippiensis (American alligator)
Lineage: Eukaryota; Metazoa; Chordata; Crocodylia; Alligatoridae
Gene: FHL1
Product: four and a half LIM domains 1
Exons: 6
Coding region: 88-984 (298 amino acids)
Biological process (GO): muscle organ development
Molecular function (GO): transmembrane transporter binding
Source: RefSeq, a predicted model, not a curated record